Zea mays is the source of this 420-nucleotide messenger RNA. RefSeq lists its product as uncharacterized. Lineage: Eukaryota; Viridiplantae; Streptophyta; Magnoliopsida; Poales; Poaceae. The coding region runs from base 1 to 315 and encodes 104 amino acids. The transcript has 2 exons. The record is from RefSeq and is a predicted model, not a curated record.
AUGGCUGACACAGCCUCAUCCAUGACAUCCGCCAACCGCCGCUCCGUGAACCUGAGGGAGUACGUGCCGUCCUUCGCCGCGCUGGACGACACCACCGCCGCGGUCCCGGCGCCCAGGAAGCCGCAGGCGGUGAUGGACGACGCCGAGCUGCAGCGGAGGAAGCGCCUGGUCGUGUACAAGACCUGCGACGUCGAGGGGAAGGUCCGGGAGUUGGUGCACCACGGCCGCCUCGUCCGCCAGCUCGUCGCGCUCCACCCACGCGGCCCCCAGCUCCGCCACCAGCAACUCCUCUUCUUCCUCGGCGGCACGCAAUAGCACGGAGGCUACAGGUGGCGGCGGCAGUGGCGGUAGGGGUGAAAACCGGCAGGGUACCCGAAACGGGUACCGGAUGGGUACUGAUUCGGGACCAUUUUUCGAAUA